AUGGAGGGACACAUGUGUCUUCUGUUUGUGGUAUUUGGAGUGUCUGUUCUUGGUCCGUGGGUCUCUGGGUCAGUUGUGGAUGUGAUGGUGAAACCCGGAGACAACAUCACUUUGUUGUGCGACUGCACAUGUUCUACUGGAGUCUACACAGUGUGGUACCGCAACUGCUCUCACACAAACCAGCCCACACUGGUCCUGAAAACUUGGAAAGACAGGUUAUACCCAAUAGAUCAAAAUUACAUAUCAAAAUUGAAUAAUCCACUGCCUGGAUUUAAGUUCGUGAAGGACUCCAGAUCUAAAUGCUACAACCUGCACAUCACUAAUAUCACAGAGAACGAUGGAGGAUCAUACUAUUGUGGAACUAAGACGACUGAAGUUUUGGACAGUGAUAAACUCACACUUGAAUUUGUGUACAACUAUGGAAACACCACAAGAAUAUUAUUGAUUGCAGAGACGAGUGACGGACACCGAGCCCUCUGCACAGCGUCAUGGCCUGGAUGGUUGAUGUCAGUCUCCGUUCUUCUCUUGUGUAACAUCGGCCUCAUUCUGAUGUACCACGUCUGUCGUGAAAAAGAUGUUUACCACCCAGUGCAAGGAAAUCAAACUGCGGCAUUUCAGAUUGCUGAUUUGAAUUUCACACGUGUUGUGUUUAGGACCAAAGACACAAAAACACACUGAGAAAAUGACUGGAAAAGUUGAUCUUUGUCAAAUCUUCUUCUCUCUUCACUUUCCUUCAUUUUCAUUUUUAGUUGUGGCUUUUCGUGCACAUGGUCCAGUCACAUUACAAUUCAAAAUA
Messenger RNA from Periophthalmus magnuspinnatus, 796 nucleotides. RefSeq lists its product as uncharacterized. The transcript has 5 exons. The record is from RefSeq and is a predicted model, not a curated record. Bases 1 to 678 code for a protein of 225 amino acids. Lineage: Eukaryota; Metazoa; Chordata; Actinopteri; Gobiiformes; Gobiidae.